AUGGUCACAGGAUUGGUUUCAGGAAGAUUAGCACUUGUUACAGGAGCCGGCUCUGGUAUUGGUAGAGCAGCUUGCCAAGUUUUGUCACGGGAAGGUGCUACUGUCAUUGCUGCUGAUAGAAAUUAUGAUGCAGCUCUGGAAACUAUUAAAACACAUACAGCUUUAGCAUCUGGAUCUAAUGCUGCUGGUGAUCACAGUGCAGUGGAACUAGAUGUUACCAAUACCAAAUCCAUUCAAAAUCUUAUACAACUAUUAUCAAAACAGUAUACAGAGGUGCCUAGGAUAGUUGUUAAUUCUGCGGGAAUAACAAGGGACAAUUGGUUGUUAAAAUUGUCAGAAGAGGACUAUGAUAGUGUUGUCAAUGUUAAUCUCAAGGGCACAUUUCUUAUAAUGCAGAAUUUUGCCAAACAAAUGACAGACAACUCUGUUUCUGGGUCUAUAAUAAAUAUAUCUAGUAUAGUGGGGAAGUAUGGUAAUAUUGGUCAAACAAACUAUUCCGCUAGUAAAGCAGGUGUGGUAGCAAUGACACAGACGGCUGCCAAAGAGUUAGGGAAGUUUAAUAUAAGAGUAAAUGUGAUACUGCCUGGUUUCAUUGAUACACCAAUGGUAAAGACAGUGCCGGAUAAAGUUAAGGCGGGACUUCUCAAAAUGGUGCCUUUGGGGAGAUUGGGAACUCCUAGUGAAGUGGCUGAGUUAAUAACAUUUCUUGGUUCGGAAAAGUCUUCCUUCAUAACUGGUGCAUCUAUUGAUGUCACUGGUGGAUAUUAG
Molecule: messenger RNA, 768 nt
Organism: Pieris macdunnoughi
Lineage: Eukaryota; Metazoa; Arthropoda; Insecta; Lepidoptera; Pieridae
Source: the annotation of a GenBank genome assembly